AUGCAGGAGCAUAUCAGACAGUCGUGUGAAGAUCGCUUGGAUAACUUAGGCGGUAGUAGACUGACCUUAGAUGCGAAAAGACUUCAGAGAGACAGCGAACCUAGAGCUGUGAGUUUGGAAAGAGAAAACCACACCAAUGAAAUCAAAAGGCAGAGAAGCUACUCGAAACAUAAGGGAAGUCUCCUAAAAGGCAUCGUAGAUCUUUCUCAAAGUGCAUCACUCAGCCCUAUGCUGGGUAUAUCUCUACCACUACCUGCUCAAGCUGAAAAACUGGUCAUCGAUGACGCUUCUCAGCCCAGCAGUAUAGAUUCAGACUUUAUACCUGAUGUGCCUCUAGACUCCGAAGAAUCAUGGCACCGUGAUGCAAGCAGUGGCCCUGUCAUCACAGAGAACGUAAGGAUAGAACACAAUGGAAGACAUAGAAAGAGCGAUACUAGUAAAAAAGAAGAAUCAAUAAGAAGCAAAACCAGAGAAAGUGACGAAGCUAGAGAAAAGAAAGAAAUAAGAGACGUGUCUGUUGGCGCUCCAGAUACUAAAGAGUCUGGAUGUCAAACGAGAGAGAGUUUAUUUCAAACAGAAACUGCACCUAGCUCAGACGGUUCGGGAAGCAAUGGCCCAGUUUUCUCUACCUUCGGUUACUCCGGAGCAACUAUAGUCAGGCCCUCUCCACCACCUCAGACAAAUACAUCAGAAAUUACUAUAGAACUCCUCAGUCAGGUUCCGCAAUAUCCAGCUGGAACUAAGUCCCAGAAAAAGUUAUCAGAAAGGCGUCCAAUGAGCACAGAGACAACUCGUUCUGCUCCUGACGUCAUCAUAGUCUCCAAGCCGAUUCGCUGAGAACGACCCUUGGGGCCACCACCAUGGGCCCCAACCCCUCCCGAAUAUUGGGCACGCAGCUCAAGCUACGAGCCCAGGACACGACCGGAGGGUUCUCAGCAGCCACGUAUCUGCUACCAAGAGAAUUUCUCUAAAAGCAUGUCUUUCGAAGCGUGUGACGGCUACUAUAGCAGAUAUUUCAACGAAGGACCAAAACUAUUCUACGAUUAUUGUUUGAAGAGUGAAUUUAAUAGUAAGUCGAAAACACUACCACGGAAUUUGGGCUCGGAAUUCAAGCCCAAAGUUUACCCUCAGAGAAGUGUAUGUUUUUACGGUGUCGACGAUGAAUCGCCGUGCAAAAAACAUAAUACAGUCGUGGUGACGGCUGAUAUAGAACCAUAUAGAUAGCAAGAAAGCACAAUUGACGUUUGAGCGGGCGUUGUGAUAUUAAUGUUUUUUGGUUCAGUCAUAACCCUUUGAAAAUAAAUAUUUUAUUUUAUUAAAUGAAAAUCUAUCCUGGAUUCGUCUAUUUGUGAUUGUAGACCUAUAAUAGAUUUCUUUCUAGAUAUUUUUAUAUGUUAUUGGAAAAUAACAAUAGUUGCUUGUAGCUUCGUUAAAGAAACCUCUCUCUUGAUGAGGUUUGGUAAUUUUUUUGUGAAGAGACUUGAAAAAUACUUUUGUUGAAUUGUAUUUAAUUAUUUAAAAUGAGCAAUAAUAUUGUUAUCGUGUGAAAGAAUUUAUAAUUAUUUUAUAUUAACUACUGUGAAAAACUUUUCUCGUUUCACAAUUGACUAGCUUGUUUCCGAGUUUGUUGUAAGUAAUUGGUAUAGGAUUGCCUCCAUUUUUUGUAAAUCAAUUAUCGUAUACCUUACAUAUUGGAUUUCAUCUAAUUUCAAGGAUAUCCAAUGUUAAUGUUAUGAAUUCAUAUUUUAAUCAUUUAUUUUUCACCAAAUAUUAAAUUUAUCAAAAUUGCUGGAAAUACACAGUAAGAAAAAUACAACUUUAGUGACUAUAUAAAUUUAAAUAUGUAAUUUAAAUUAUUUCAUGAAAAGCUUGCUUUAGGUAUCAUUCUAGGGAAUGAAUAGAGUAUUGUUAAAUUUUUGAAAACGAUCAAUAUUUUAUAAAGUUAAUGGUAUUUGAAAAAUAUAUCAUAAUAUAAAUACGAACGCACACAUAUUUCAAUUGAUAUGUAAUGUAAUCUUAUUAUUUCUUUUUUUUGUGAAUAUAUUUAUUUUUAAUUAAUAAACAUUAUUUAUACAGUCUUCCUAUCUGUAAAAUGAAUAUGCUAUUUAUUAAUUUUAUAUGAAUAAUGUUUUAUUAUUAGACAAAUAAUAUUAUUAAAACUCGUAAAUAUUAUUACAUUUUUUAUAUAAAAAUUAAAUCAGAUAAAAAUAUCUUGUAUCACAACUAUACAGUUGUCGAAAUAGAGGAAUAUGAAUGUUUUAAAAUAUUUGCAAUACUAAUAGUUUUCUGAACGAAAUAAAUAAAAGUACUGGAAUAGAGUAAAAUCCAGGAUAAAAUAACAUUUUUUUGUAAAAAAAAUAAAACAUAGUUGGGCCAGAUAUACUUUAUAGAGAAAUUCGUCAUUUGAAAUGCAUUUUGUUGGUGAUAUUAACAUGUGAAAUAAAAAAAAAACAGUGUGUCAUUUGUUUGUGAUUAACAGAAAAUUAUAUGUCGUUAAUAAAUAAGUUGAUGCUUUUUCAAACUUAAAAGA
This is a messenger RNA of Diatraea saccharalis (sugarcane borer), 2530 nucleotides long. Lineage: Eukaryota; Metazoa; Arthropoda; Insecta; Lepidoptera; Crambidae. The record is from the annotation of a GenBank genome assembly.